GACUGGUAGACGUUGACUUUCAGACAGCACAGCUCCUCCGGUGUCAUGGACAGAGUCCUUUCUACAAAUCUGUAUCUCGGUCUCUUGGCCUUAAUGCUGCUGCACAGAACGCAUAUUGUGCAAGGCCACAGCCUCUUGAGUCCAGAAAACCAUGUGCUUGGGCCAAAAGAAGAAACAGAUGUUCAGAACAAGAUACUUGCAUUACUGUUGCAUAAAAGCCUUGCGCCAUUACCAGUGGACAGAAAUGAAGCUAUCGGUCUGGAAAUGGCCAGAAAAAUAUCAGAGCUCCAGGAGCUGGAGGCUUUGAAAAAAGACCUUGACCUGCAGAGGGAGUUUGUCUCAGACACAGUGAUGCCUCUUCCCAGCAAAAGAGGAGUGAAUAAUCCAAGUUGCUUCUGGAAGUACUGUGUCUAACAAAAAGGAAAGAGACUACUGGCACUGACUGCACCAUCUCCCAUAGCAUUAUAAGAGCUCUUCACAAUAACAUAGAAAAGCAGGGUUAUCUCUGAGCUGCAAAUGGUAUGACUUCACAUAAUUAGCAUGUAGUGGAAUGCUAAGGCUCUUUAACACAUUUGUCAACUGUACAGGGUUUAAAAACCUAAGUUAUAAAAAAA
This is a messenger RNA of Anguilla anguilla (European eel), 614 nucleotides long. It is a transcript of the gene uts2d, whose product is annotated as urotensin 2 domain containing. Gene Ontology annotation, cellular component: extracellular region. Gene Ontology annotation, molecular function: hormone activity. Bases 46 to 414 code for a protein of 122 amino acids. NCBI's taxonomy places the organism in Eukaryota, Metazoa, Chordata, Actinopteri, Anguilliformes, Anguillidae. Gene Ontology annotation, biological process: blood vessel diameter maintenance; regulation of blood pressure. The record is from RefSeq and is a predicted model, not a curated record. The transcript has 5 exons.